AAAAAAUGGUGGUGCAUAGCCAUAAUAUGGUCACAUCUUUGGCAUAUUUUGUUGAACGAAAGAAUUGUAUAUCGCAGAGGUAUUCAAACUGUGCGUCGCGGCUCCCAGGGACGUCGCGAGAGUUAUCGAAGGGAGCCACGUCAUAUAAUUGAAAACCAAUAAAUACUUUAAAAUAUUUUUACGAAAAACGUUUUUUAUUAUCAUUGAGGCACACCGGUUGGGAAACGUUGGAUUGUCUACAGUCUACACUCUACUAUAAUCAUUCGCUAAGUAUAGCUUUAAUUGAUCGCGUAAGUCGCAAUAGCGACAGCGAUACCAUCAACUGCCAUCGUUAAAUCAUCAAUGCGUAUGUCGUGUUUGGCAGUAUUAGUCGUGAGUUAAAUUAUCAGUCAUUUUUAAUUUGGGAGCCGGCAACAUUUUAUGAAGACUCAAAGGAGCCUUGGGAUGAAAAAGUUUGAAUACCUCUGGUAUAUCGUAUUGUAUAUUGUCCUAUAGGACCGAAAACUUUUUACAACAACACAAACAAAUCUGACAUUGAAAAAUUACAAAUCUACAUAUUGUGACGUGCACAAUUUUACCAACACCGCGGCAAUGUGGACCUCAGGCAGUUUUGUGCACGUGUCGGUUUUUGCAUAAUAUUACACAUAUCUUGUGGAGAUGACUAGUCGUUUAUAAACACAUACCUAAAGUUAUUCCGUUACUGACGCAAAAAUACAGGUUUUCGGAUAAUCCGUCGGGGAGUGUCGUCAGUCGUAAUGUGUAGCGACUAAAAUCCGUGCCAUUAUGCCCAAUAUUAUACGCAUACCUGUAUUAUGUGUAUGAAUGUAUAAUAUACCUAUGUAUUAUAAUAUUUUGAUCUGGUACGUAAAUAUAUAUUUUUUUAUUUUAUUCCGUGGGUGUGUGAUACGUUUUCGUGAGUUUCGUAUCAUAAUGGUCUUUGGAACGACGGCGGCCGUUCGGUUAUAAAUUUAUAAUAUAAUAUUAUUACUUAAAUUUUCGUUGUUACGAAAAUACGCAUUCCGCAUAAAUAAUGAAAGCUCGUAUAAGCGCAGAGAUUAUUUUGGGCUACUAUGCCUUAUGGUAUGUCUUUGCAUAAGUGAAUCAAAGGCUCAAUGUCCAUGGCAAACAGAUCAAUCAUCUGCAGAACUGCAGUCGUCAUGUAUAUGUUCUACAAAUAUGGCACAAGAAUUAUCCGUACAGUGUGAUCUUGUGAAUUAUGAAGUGUUAAUGCAAACACUCGAUAAAUAUUCACAGGGGACUCUGGACUUACUUUAUAUAAAUAAUAGCUCAGUUAAGACUAUUGAAGAUUCUAGUUUUGCCAAUCUGAAAAUUCACAAUUUACAGUUAUCGGGCUGCCAAAUACAAACAAUAUCACCAACAGCAUUUAAAGGACUAGAGCUACAUUUAAGACACUUAAGUCUACAAGACAAUAAAAUAGACGAAAUACCUAAUUUAGAAGGACUUAUUAACUUAACAUUAUUAGACCUUUCAAGAAAUCGAAUUUCAAGAGUUCCAGAUGAUGUGUUUGCUUCAUUAAAAAAUUUACAAACAAUAAAAUUAGCAGAUAACAACCUCACGUUGUCUAAAAAUGCAUUUAGAGGUCUCGAAAAUAGUUUGAAGAAUUUAAAUCUAAAAGGAACAAAUCAAAAAUAUUUACCAGAGUGUAUAAGAAAUUUAAAAAAUUUGGCAUUUUUAGAUUUAGCUCAAAAUAUUUUAAGUGAGUUACCGGGAACUUCUGGACAUAUUUUUCAAGGAUUAGGAGCUUUGACAGCUCUCAACUUGGAAAGGAACGUAAUUCAGUCUUUGGGAGAAUUUACGUUUGAUGGUGUCAAAAAUACACUAAGUUCACUAAGUUUGCUCAAUAAUUUGCUCACUGAUUAUCCAACUAUAGCUAUAAGUAAACUACCAGAACUUAGAGUAUUAGAUCUUGGUUUUAACCUCAUUAAAGAAAUACCAAAUGACGCGUUUUUGGCAAAUCCAUCUUUAACCUUACUAGCGUUAGACGGAAAUCCUAUCGAAACUAUUCCUAAAAAAGCAUUUACCCAUCUGAAUACUACAUUGCGUGGGCUAAGCUUAGGAGGACGAUACUUACAAUGCGAUUGCCGGAUCCGAUGGGUAAUAGAAUGGAUCAAAAACGGCGAUUUACAAGUGACCAGCAGAGAAAGAAAUCCUCAGUUUUGUGCUAGUCCAUCAUUUCUUAAAAAUAAACAUUUUUAUAAAAUUGAUCCUUCAGAAAUGGUAUGCGAUAAUGACCAAAGUUCUUCUGAUGCGUCGGUGAUGUUAGAAUCUAUUAUAGAGGAAGAUGAUGUGGAUUCCCAACAUCCGAUUGGAACCGGUGUUGGAUAUGCUAGUCCUACAAUUGUUUCACCAGAGAUAUAUCCAACUUCAAAAAAUAAAUUUAAAAAGAAUCCUCCGAUAGCAGAAGUAGAAGUCGUGAAAAACACUAAUACAUCUGAAUUACUUGGAAUUAUGGAAACUACAAGAACUAUUCCAUCGACUACGGAGAGCACGACGGUUGCAAUUGAAACAACAACAAAGUAUUUUGUACAAAACACUACAAAUUCUAAACCAAUGAGCACAAGUCGUAAACCCAAUUUAGUUAUAACACGACCACAGUCAGUACAGACGUCCCAGAAACCACCGCUAAUAUUAGGUACUUACCCUAAAAAACAAGUUCAAGAAGUCAUCAUAAGGAGUGUUCACAGACAAGAUAAUUCCGUUAUAAUUCAAUGGGAUUCCGAAACGGCAAAUAUCUUAGGAUUCCGAGUUGUAUAUAGGCUUUUUGGUGACCGCACUUUCAAACAGGGGCCACCUCUCGAAACUAGUGAACGAGAGUUUAAAAUUAAAAACGUACCAUACCAGGAAUGCAUCAUCGUGUGCGUCAUAUCUCUGGAGGAAAUAACCAUCACGCCGGACACGGUGCCGUACAGCCAGUGCCGGGAAAUACGGACAGCGGUCACGAUGACGAGCAACAUGGACAGGAUAACGAUUGCGGCGAGUGCAGCCAUAUGCGGCACGGUGUUGAUCGCCGUCGUCGUGUUCAUUGCGGCGAGCAAACGUCGCGCCAAAAAGCUGCAAACGUUGCACAACUCGGUGGCGUCCUGCCAUCCAAACAAAUCGGGCAUCCCGGUCGGCACCUUGCCGGCCAGCUGCUACGCCGGACCAAACGCAGCCCAGAUGUCCUCGCUGGCAGCCCUAAAUGCGUUCAACAGCCACAAGGAUUGGGAUCAGGGUUCGGUGUACAGCAAUCGGAGUCUUAACCCAUCCCGCAUGUAUCGAGUGGCCGAUACCAGACAAGGACUGAACGAAGAUCUACACUCGAACAUUUCAAACUUCAGUGCGAAACCGCCGAAAAUGCGUUCGGUCGCCGACGGCCAGUCACAGAACAGUUUCUCGAACAACUCGAUGAGGUAUUUGGGCGGAAACAACGCAUACGCGUCCGAUCUGGUCAACUCCAGACCCGAACUGAGGCAGUCGCGACAGUCGUUGGCCGUCUCCGAGAGGAUGUCGCACAUCAGUUAUCCGGGCAGUGGCCGCACGAACACGUCCCGCAACAAGCCCAGGCAACGUUCCAGGACCAGAGAGGGAACGCAAAACCGACCGCCCAGCAGAUACAGCCACACCGGUUCCCAUCACACGCUCAACAAUUACUGCGGCGGAGACACGUCGGACAAUUGGACCGAUCACGACAUGGACAUAUACAUGACCAGAAAUCCGACAGCCAGAAACGGUCUUGUGCCACUAUAGAAUGUUAUUAUAAUUUAAUAAUAUAAUUAUAAUUAUUAUUAUUAUUAUAAUUAGCCAUUUGAUGUACGCGUAUGAUACACACUAUAAUACACAUAGUAGGUAUAUGCAUACAAUACGCACUUGGAGCUCAAUUGAAAUUAAUUUAUUUGUAGCGUUUAUUUUAUGCAAUUAUGACAAUAACACGCGGCAUUAUAAAUAUAUUAUAUUAUGAUUAUAUUAUUACUACAUACAAUAUUUCCGUUUGAGUAAUAAUAUUUAGACUUAAGACGAUAAUAAUCGUCUGUAGAAUUUCGAUUACCUAUAUUAUAUAGGUACCGUAUAUAAGUAGUUAUUUUCUUCAGAAUAUUAAGUAUAUAACUAUUUACGUACAUAUUACAUUUAAGUGAUUUAACACUGUUCACUGUUCUAUAUUUUUUUUUGUAUUAUUUUAAGUACAAAUAACAGAAUAUUGUAUACCUAUUUUUAUAAUCACGAUAAUAAGUAGCAGAACAAUAUUAUAACUUAAUCAUUUUCCCAGCGUAUAUAAUUAAAUUGUAAGUAAAAAUAACUAAUGUUUCAUACCAAGUAGGUUAUUGGUAUCUACCUAAUGUAUACCUACAUUGUUCUAAGCAGGUACCUACAUUAUACAGAUCUAUCUAAUUAUAUCUUAAAUCUAAAAAUAUGCUUAUAUACUUUUAAAAUAACGAAUAGGUAUAGUUAGUAAUAGUUUUUUAUAUUAUUAUAAUUUUAUUUUUGGUUUUUUAACUUUUAAGUAAUAUUAUAGAGGUACUACUAUGAUUAUAUCGAGUUAUGUCCUACCUCACAACACACAACUCGUGUACCUACGACAAUAAACAUAGGUAUUUUAAUAUUAAAUAAUAUUUUUUAAUUUUUAAUCAAAUUAAUUAUUAAUUGUUGUUCAAUCUAUUUACUUUUAUAAUUACUGUGAAAAUAUUAGAAAUUGACAAUUAAUUAAUAAAGUUGUAUUCAUUUAUUGUCAAUUUUUAUGUAGUAAAUUCUAUAAUAUUAAAUAGUAUUUAAUAAAUAAUUGUAUAUAAAGUAUUAUGUAAUUAUUCGAUUAAAAUCAGUUAUCUAUAAGUUUAUACAUAGAUAAAUAUUAAGUAUACUGCAUUAUAAGUUCAAUACAUUUUAAAUUAUUAAACUAUUUGAUACAUGCCAAA
Acyrthosiphon pisum (pea aphid) is the source of this 4907-nucleotide messenger RNA. It is a transcript of the gene haf, whose product is annotated as leucine-rich repeat and fibronectin type-III domain-containing protein hattifattener. Bases 1078 to 3747 code for a protein of 889 amino acids. Lineage: Eukaryota; Metazoa; Arthropoda; Insecta; Hemiptera; Aphididae. Gene Ontology annotation, molecular function: protein binding. The transcript has 7 exons. Gene Ontology annotation, cellular component: plasma membrane. The record is from RefSeq and is a predicted model, not a curated record.